CUUACGCCGGACCCUGGGGGCCACCAGGGUGGGGAAAGCAACAUUCAUAAGCAGAGCCAGGGACCUGGGAGCUGCACUCUACGGGACCCCGAGGCCAGAGGCUUCCCUGCCCCUGGAGAGUCACUUCCAGGUUCCAGCGGCUAUCCUGCAGGGGACUGUGCGCUCUGGUUGUGCGCUCUGCAAAUCCGACUCAGGCUGGGUAGAAGUUUCCCCGAGCUUUAAUGUUGGGGACUUGUCAGCCUGUAACAUGAAAAUGCUGCCGAUUUUGAUCCUGACAAUGGCUUGCUUCCAUGUUUGUGUGAGCCAAGAUUCUGAUCCUGAGUAUGCAGAUGUGGUGUUUCUGGUGGACAGCUCAGAUCACCUAGGGAUGAAGUCCUUCCUUCUUGUGAGAACUUUCCUCACCAAGCUGAUCAGCAGCCUCCCCAUAGAGGCCGACAAGUACCGUGUGGCCCUGGCCCAGUACAGCGAUGCUCUCCACAAUGAAUUCCAGCUGGGCUCCUUCAAGAAUAGAAACCCCAUGCUGAACCACCUGAAGAAGAACUUCCAGUUCAUCGGUGGGUCCCUGAAGAUAGGGAACGCCCUGCAAGAGGCUCACAGGACCUAUUUCUCUGCCCCCACAAAUGGAAGAGACAAGAAACUGUUCCCCCCGAUCCUGGUGGUGCUGGCUUCAUCCGAGUCUGAGGAUGAUGUGGAAGAGGCUUCCAAGGCCCUGAGGGAAGAUGGGGUGAAGAUCAUCUCAGUGGGGGUGCAGAAGGCUUCUGAGGAAAACCUAAAGGCUAUGGCCACAUCCCAGUUCCAUUUCAACCUCAGGACGGUCAGAGACCUCAGUGUGUUUGCCCCAAACAUGACACAGAUCAUCAAGGACGUAACUAAGUAUGAGGAAGGAAUGGCUGAUGACGUUAUCGUAGAAGCUUGCCAAGGCCCUUCUGUGGCUGAUGUCGUGUUCCUGUUGGAUAUGGCCAUUAAUGGCAGCCAGGAGAACCUUGACCAUCUGAAAGCAUUCCUGGAGGAAAGUGUCUCUGCCCUUGACAUUAAGGAAAAUUGCAUGAGGGUUGGCCUGGUGGCCUACAGCAACGAGACGAGGGUGAUCAAUUCGCUGAGCAAGGGUAUCAAUAAGACAGAGGUCCUGCAGCACAUACAGGGCCUAUCUCCCCACAUGGGGCUGGCCUACACUGGGAAUGCCCUCAGAAAGACCAGGAAGGAAGUCUUCAGUGCACAGAGGGGCAGUCGGAAGAACCAGGGGGUGCCUCAGAUUGCCGUUCUGGUGACCCACAGAGCGUCAGAGGACAACGUGACCAAGGCAGCUGUCAACCUCCGGCGUGAGGGAGUGACCAUCUUUACCAUGGGUAUAGAAGGGGCCAGCCAAGAUCAACUGGAGAAGAUCGCAUCCCACCCUGCAGAGCAGUUUGCCUCCAAACUGAGCAACUUCUCUGAGCUGGCCACCCACAACCAGACAUUCCUGAAGAAGCUACGGAACCAAAUCACACACACAGUCUCUGUCCUCUCAGAGCGGACUGAAACCCUCAAAUCUGCCUGUGUGGACACCGAAGAAGCAGAUAUCUAUCUGCUCAUUGACGGUUCAGGGAACACCCAGCCCACAGACUUCCACGAAAUGAAGACCUUCCUGUCAGAUGUGGUGGGCAUGUUCAACAUUGCUCCCCACAAGGUACGGGUCGGAGCCGUGCAGUAUGCCGACACCUGGGACUUGGAAUUUGAGAUCAGUAAAUACACCAGCAAGGCUGACUUGGGAAAAGCCAUCGAGAACAUCAGACAGAUGGGCGGGAACACCAACACAGGUGCAGCCCUGAACUUCACCCUGAAGCUGUUGCAGAAAGCCAAGAAGCAGCGAGGAAACAAAGUGCCAUGUCACCUUGUCAUUCUGACGAAUGGCAUGUCCCAGGAUAGUGUCCUGGAACCUGCACACAGGCUGAGAGAGGAAAACAUCCGAGUUCAUGCUAUCGGAGUCAAGGAAGCCAACCAAACACAGCUGCGGGAGAUAGCAGGGGAGGAGAAGCAAGUUUACUAUGUACAUGAGUUCGAUGCCCUGAGGGACAUAAGGAACCAGGUGGUUCAAGAGAUCUGUGCUGAAGAAGCCUGUAGAGACAUGAAAGCGGACAUCAUGUUUCUGGUGGACAGUUCUGGCAGCAUAGGACCUGAAAACUUCAGCAAGAUGAAGACGUUUAUGAAGAACCUGGUGAGCAAAUCCCAGAUUGGGGCGGACCGGGUGCAAAUUGGUGUGGUCCAGUUCAGCCACGAAAACAAGGAGGAGUUCCAGCUCAACACGUUCAUGACCCAAAGUGACAUUUCCAGUGCCAUCGACCAAAUGACUCACAUUGGAGAAACAACCUUGACAGGCAGUGCGCUGAGCUUUGUGUCCCAGUACUUCAGCCCCGACAAGGGGGCCCGGCCCAAUGUCAGGAAGUUCCUCAUCCUCAUCACAGACGGCGAGGCUCAGGACCUAGUAAGGGAACCAGCAGCAGCACUUCGGAGAGACGGCGUGAUUAUCUACUCAGUGGGUGUAUUUGGCUCCAAUGUCACCCAGCUCGAGGAGAUCAGUGGGAAACAAGAGAUGGUUUUCUAUGUUGAGAACUUUGACAUUCUGCAGCAUAUUGAGGAUGAUCUUGUUCUGGGAAUUUGCAGUCCCCGUGAAGAAUGCAAACGGAUUGAAGUUUUGGAUGUUGUGUUCGUCAUCGAUAGCUCUGGUAGCAUUGACUAUCAAGAAUACAACAUCAUGAAGGACUUUAUGAUCGGCCUGGUAAAAAAAGCUGAUGUGGGCAAAAAUCAGGUCCGGUUUGGAGCUCUCAAGUAUGCUGAUGACCCGGAAGUGCUGUUUUAUCUGGAUGAACUAGGCACAAAGUUGGAGGUGAUUUCAGUGCUCCAAAAUGACCAGCCCAUGGGGGGUAACACUUACACUGCUGAGGCCCUGGCCUUCUCCGAUCACAUGUUCACUGAAGCCCGGGGCAGCCGUCUGCACAAGGGGGUCCCCCAAGUCCUCAUUGUGAUCACCGAUGGAGAAUCUCAUGAUGCAGAGAAACUCAAUGCCACCGCCAAGGCCCUGAGGGACAAAGGCAUUCUCGUCCUGGCAGUGGGGAUUGCUGGUGCCAAUAGCUGGGAGCUGUUAGCCAUGGCAGGCUCAAGUGACAAGUACUACUUCGUAGAAACAUUUGGAGGCCUGAAAGGGAUAUUUUCCGACGUAUCAGCCAGUGUCUGUAACUCUUCAAAAGUUGAUUGUGAAAUCGAAAAGGUUGACCUUGUUUUCCUCAUGGAUGGGUCAAACAGCAUCCAUCCAAAUGACUUCCAGAAGAUGAAGGAGUUUCUGGCGUCAGUCGUUCAAGACUUUGAUGUCAGCCUCAACCGGGUGCGCAUAGGAGUGGCCCAGUUCAGCGACAGCUACAGAUCAGAGUUUCUGCUGGGGGCAUUCACGGGGGAGAAGGAGAUCUCUUCCCAGAUUGAGAGCAUUCAGCAGAUCUUUGGGUACACCCGUAUCGGAGAUGCACUCAGGAAGGUGAGGCACUACUUCCGGCCGGACACGGGCAGCAGGAUCAACGCAGGCACCCCUCAGGUGCUGCUGGUCCUCACAGACGGCCGGUCCCAAGAUGACGUGGCUCAGGCCGCUGAGGAGCUGAGACACAAAGGUGUGGACAUCUACUCAGUGGGCAUUGGGGACGUGGACGACCAGCAGCUGGUCCAGAUCACAGGGACAGCAGAGAAGAAACUGACGGUGAAUAACUUCGACGAGCUGAGAAAGGUGAAGAAGAGGAUCGUUCGCAACAUCUGUACCUCAGGCGGUGAGAGCAACUGUUUUGUGGAUGUCGUGGUUGGAUUUGAUAUCUCAAGUCAGCAGAGGGGGCAGACUUUGCUCGAGGGUCAGCCUUGGAUGGAGGCCUACCUCCAAGACAUCUUACGUGCCAUCAGCUCCCUCAAUGGGGUGAGCUGUGAGGUAGGCACCGAGACUCAGGUGAGCAUUGCUUUUCAAGUGACAAACGCUGUGGAAAGAUACCCCUCCAAGUUUGAGAUCUACAGCGACAACAUACUGAGCAGCCUGCAAGGUGUGACAGUCAAUGGCCCAUCCCGCCUCAACACAAACCUGCUGAGCUCUCUGUGGGACACUUUUCAGAAUAAGUCGGCUGCCCGAGGGAAGGUGGUCCUUCUGUUUUCAGAUGGAAUGGAUGAUGAUAUUGAAAAACUUGAACAGAAAUCUGAUGAACUCAGAAAGGAAGGCCUGAAUGCCCUCAUAACCAUUGCUGUGGAUGGAGCUGCCGAUACCAGUGACCUGGCUGACCUUCUCUACAUUGAAUUUGGGAAAGGAUUUGAGUACAGAACCCAGUUCACAAUCAGUAUGAGGAACCUUGGGAGCCAGCUGUCAAAGCAACUAAUCAAUGUUGCAGAAAGGACCUGCUGCUGUUUGCUCUGCAAGUGCACAGGAGGGGACGGCGCCACGGGGGAUCGGGGCCCAGCAGGGAAAAAGGGAUCCCCAGGUUUUAAAGGCAGUGAUGGCUACCUGGGAGAAGAGGGCAUUGCUGGGGAGAGAGGAGCCUCUGGACCAAUGGGAGAACAAGGUACUAAGGGAUGCUUUGGCAGCAAGGGGCCUAAGGGAGCCAGAGGACUCAGCGGAGAAGAGGGAGAAGUUGGGGAGAACGGCAUUGAUGGAUUGAAUGGAGAACAGGGUGACAGUGGGAUUCCUGGAAGAAGAGGAGAAAAGGGUGAUGAGGGAUCUCAGGGAAGUCCAGGAAAGAGAGGGGCUGCUGGUGACCGUGGAGCAAAGGGCCUGCGAGGAGAUCCAGGGAUUCCUGGACUUGACAAUGGCAUACAAGGACCCAAGGGCUUGAAAGGAGACCGUGGAAGACAAGGUAGAAGAGGCUGGCCAGGCUCUCCUGGGACACCAGGCUCCAGAAGGAGGACGGCAGUUCAUGGCCGAAGGGGACAUAUAGGCCCACAGGGCAAUCCAGGCAUCACAGGUCCAGAUGGACUUGAAGGCUGGCCCGGACUUAAGGGCCCUCAGGGCCCGAGAGGAAAGGCUGGUGAGAAAGGAGAAAGAGGAUUUCUGGGAAUGAAAGGUCCCCAGGGGCCUCCAGGACCCGGAGGACAAGCGGGGAAUCAAGGCCACUUGGGAAGCCAAGGAAAUAAAGGAGAACCUGGGGACCCAGGGGACAAGGGAGCUGCUGGCUUUCCAGGUCCUCGGGGCCUACAGGGUGAUGAUGGCAGCCCGGGAUACGGGAGCAUUGGCCGCAAAGGGACAAAGGGGCAAGAAGGAUUCCCUGGAGAAAUUGGACCGAAGGGUGAGACUGGGGAUCCAGGAGAUCCAGGAGAGGCUGGUCCCAAGGGAGCCAGAGGUCGAAUGGUUCCUGCUGGGCAGCCAGGAGAGCCGGGAUCCCCUGGGGAGCCAGGACCCCCUGGACGGAAGGGAAUAAAAGGGGCCCGAGGAGUGGCUUCAUUUUCCAUGUGUGACCUCAUUCAGUACGUGCGGGACCACAGUCCCGGCGGACGUGAGAAACUUGAGUGCCCUGUGCAUCCGACUGAGUUGGUGUUUGUCCUGGACCAGUCCCGGGAUGUCACGGAGCAGGACUUUGAACGGAUGAAGGGGAUGGUGGUUUCCCUAGUUAGGGAUGUCAAGGUCAGGGAGACCAGCUGCCCUGUGGGUGCACGUGUUGCCAUCCUCUCCUAUAACUCCCACGCCAGGCACGUCAUCCGCUUCUCAGACACCUACAGGAAGGACCAACUGCUCAGGGAAAUUGAAGCUCUUCCUUACGAGAGAUCCUCUGACAGCAGGGAUAUUGGCAAAGCCAUGAGGUUCAUCUCUAGGAAUGUCUUCAAGCGAACCCUGCCAGGGGCUCACGUGAGGAAAAUCGCCACGUUUUUCAGCAGUGGUCAGUCGGCUGAUGCCCAGGCCAUCACCACGGCUGCCAUGGAGUUCAGUGCCCUGGACAUUGUGCCGGUGGUGAUUGCGUUCAGCAACGUGCCCUCCAUCAAGCGUGCCUUUUCGAUUGAUGACACGGGCACAUUCCAAGUCGUCGUGGUUCCCUCUGGGACUGACGCAGCGCCAGCGCUAGAGCAGCUCCAGCGGUGUACUUUCUGCUAUGACCCAUGCAAGCCGGAUGCUGCUUGUGACCAAGCCAAACCACCCCCGGCACAGUCCUACCUGGAUGCUGCCUUCCUGCUGGAUGGCUCCCGGCACGUGGGGAGUGCAGAAUUUGAAGACAUCAGAGACUUCCUGGAGGCACUGCUUGAUCACUUUGAGGUCACUCCCGAGCCAGAGACUUCUGUCACUGGAGACAGGGUGGCCCUACUGAGCCAUGCUCCCCCCAACUUCCUACCCCACAGCCAGAGGAGUCCAGUUAGAAGUGAGUUCAACCUAACCACCUACAGCAGCAAGCGCCUCAUGAAGAGGCAUGUGGAGCAAGCAGUGCAGCCGCUGAACGGAGACACUUUCCUUGGCCACGCCCUCAAGUGGGCUCUGGACAAUGUCUUUUUAAACACACCCAACCUGAGGAGAAACAAAGUCAUAUUUGUGAUAUCGGCUGGGGAAACCAGCCACCUGGACGGGGACACCUUAAAGAAAGAGUCCCUACGAGCCAAAUGCCAGGGCUAUGCCCUCUUUGUGCUUUCCUUGGGCCCUGACUGGAAUGACAAGGAACUGGAGGACCUGGCCAGCCACCCUGUGGACCAGCACUUGAUUCAGCUUGGCCGGAUUCAUAAACCUGACCAUGGAUAUGGUGUGAAGUUUGUGAAGUCCUUUAUAAACUCUGUCAGGCGUGGGAUGAACAAGUACCCGUCUGUCAACUUCAAAGCCAAGUGCAGCAGACUCAGCCCUCCAGAUGCGAAGCUGCGCCCACACCAGUUUCAAAGCUAUGUCUCAGAACCACAGAAAGCUAUCCUCAAAGAGCACGCGUCAGAGGCAGCAAAGCUCUUUCAAGAUAAAAAACGCCUUUCAAGUGCACUGAGACGGGGCCGAGAUGCUAUUUCGAGUCUUUCCAGAAGCAGAUUCUAUACCUUUAAACACGGGAAAGGGGUGACCAAAGCUACGUUUGCACAUGGCAAAUGAAGUGAUCGAACAGCCUUGGGGAUUUAGCCAUGGUCUGACUCUGAACCAAACCUACUCCUGAACUCUGAGGUGCUUAACCGGCUGCACACCAGCAUCUGCAUGGCUGCUCUGGAGGAAGAACAAGCCCGUGGCUGGAGAUGAUCAGGUACCUCGACCCCUGCGCUCACGGGUAUUAAGGUGAAUCUUGUAGGUUUACUUGACGACUCCUGACAGACAAUCCCAGCACUCUGAGAAUGAUAGUUGGAACUAUUACCAUUAGGAGAUGGAACAAUGAAAGAUGUGUUUUGAAACGUUGAAUGGAGACCUAGUUUUGAAACUGAUUUUUUAGCAAUGUAUGUAUGUAAACUUUAAAUUGCAACCCUCUGCUAUUUUCCAAGCUGCCCCUUUAAUGUUCAUCUGUUUUCUCAGACAUUUAAUGUCGUGGAGAAACUGAUGCUGUUUGUAUGUCCUGGUUUUGGAAAUCUCACCUUCCUGACUUCCAUUUCAGCACUGUCUUGGCAGACUGGCUGGCCUGGGGCAGGCUAGAGUUGUCUGCCUGGUCUGGUAAGAAGCAGAGAGUGACUCUCUCCAGCUCUCGCUCUUCCUAAACUCUGAGAAACUCACCAGUUCUCCGGGAACCCCAGUCACACUCCUGGGCUCGGUAUUCUGUUCGGGACUUCCUGGCAAGCUGUCUCAGUGGAUCUCUGCUAAGGUCAUUUAUUGACUUUUACUAGUCCAUUUGUUCCCCAGACAGGAAGACCGACAAUACACAGUGCCAUGAUUUGAGCUCUGAGUUGCUUUACCCACUGGGUAGAGAGCAUCUGAGCCACAGUGAGCAGCACCAAGCAGGAUGGCAGAGCUCGGAAUGGCACUUAAAAGGCACUGAGCUUGGGGUGUAAGAAAACCCCUGAAACUUGAACAAACGCCAGAGGCUAGAGUAAGUCAGCAGGAAGUCUUAGAGUCCAGCCUCUCAAGUAUUCCAUCAUGGCUUUGUCUUCCAUCCCCACCCACUCCUUUAUUCUUAGGAUGAGGGUAUUUUCAACAACUAAACAUCAGAGCGGCACUAUGCUGAGGCCCACUGUUCAAACCUCACCUAGGUUCACAGCUGGCUCUCCAGCUAGCAGUGAUGGCGCCACCAGGCAGAAUGUCGGUCUUCAGAGAGGAAGCUGUGUGUGGAUGUGUGGGAAGUAGUUACUUCACCAGAGGUCAGCAGAGUGUGUUCAGAUUUCUUUCAGUACCUCUGUUCAGGGAAUCUGGAAGCAUGAACCAUGGGCAGUACUUUUUCCUUUAGAACGCUUUGUGCCGCCACUCCCGGGCAACUGCAUGCGUUCAGCUCCCAGAACUUCCUGAGGAGCACGAGGCCUGGGAGUGACAGCCAGUCUGUACUCAGGUGCACGUCGGCUUCAUGUAUCCUAAAGGUGCUUAGAGGUUCAGGAAGAUUCUGUGUCAUCAAGGGAAAUUGCUGAGCAAUAUUUAAGAGGGCUUUUAAAAGCAGGGGCUUUUCUAAGUAACUUUGGUUGAACAGAUACUUAUUGUUGGAGAUACUUUGAAAAUGUAUAUUUUUUCUGUGUUGGUAAGUAUAUAUAGUACAUUUAAAAAUUACUUGGUGAUUAAAAUUAUUUUAGCA
This is a messenger RNA of Arvicola amphibius (Eurasian water vole), 8648 nucleotides long. RefSeq names its product collagen type VI alpha 6 chain (gene Col6a6). The record is from RefSeq and is a predicted model, not a curated record. Bases 248 to 7042 code for a protein of 2264 amino acids. Gene Ontology annotation, molecular function: extracellular matrix structural constituent conferring tensile strength. The transcript is spliced from 37 exons. NCBI's taxonomy places the organism in Eukaryota, Metazoa, Chordata, Mammalia, Rodentia, Cricetidae. Gene Ontology annotation, biological process: extracellular matrix organization.